Messenger RNA from Schistosoma bovis, 3147 nucleotides. NCBI's taxonomy places the organism in Eukaryota, Metazoa, Platyhelminthes, Trematoda, Strigeidida, Schistosomatidae. The record is from the annotation of a GenBank genome assembly.
GAAUCAUGAGCGAAUCAACAGUUGAAGGUGGCGUUAUAGACGAUUUGAGAAAGUUAACUACAAUCGAUGAUAGCUGCCCUAGUUGUCGUGCAGUCGGCUCAAUUAUCCCUUUAACCCUGUCUGCUUAUAUAAUGUAUGCGUGUAAAGAUCAAGCCUCCAAGUAUGCUGGUGUAAAAAAAGCGUCAUAUUUGACUCUAUGCACUAGUAUGUCAUUGGGUUUAUUGUACCUUGGAGGGAGUCAGUUGUUCUCUCGGUUGAAUGAAAAACUAUCAAUGAAAGCCUCAUAGAUGAAUCUAUAUAACAUUUCGUCUUUUGUAAUGUUAUUUUACUUCGAAAAAAGCGUAGUUUCGUUAUUCAACAUUAUUUUUGUUAAAAUUAACCACGUUACGUAAUUUUUUUGAGUAAGUGUAUCCAUUAUUAUCAUACGAGACUUUCGAUUAAUAUAACUGUCACAUAUAUCUAGAUGAAUAUUUGUCAAUAUUUGAACGCCUAGUGUUAUGGUCCAUGUCUAGACAGAAUGCAGUUUAUGUCGUAAUAGAUCAUGCAGAGUAACGUAACUGAGGAGAGUUGGUACAGGGAAAAUAGAAGAAAAGGUAUGCUGACGAUCCUUUGAGCGCAUAAAAUGUAUUUACGUCUAAUAAGAAAACCAUAGGCAACAAUCAUUAAUAACACAAAACUCAGAUUAAGAAAAUCUAGAAAUCGAAACUAGGACAGAUAAUUUAUACAAAUAUUGGUCAAUAUUUGAACGAAUAGUUUGAUAUAAUUUGAGUGUCAAGCAUAGACAAGGUAUUAUUUAUGUAAAUUAUAUUUUAAUUUAUCACAGCCAUUGAAAUUUAAAUUAUUCCAACUGAUCGUCCAGAAAGCUUGUUUGAACUAAGAACUAAGUAAUAAAAAAAUCGAAAUUAUCAAGGACUAAAUGAAGUUUUCAAGAUGAAAAGUUUAUCCAAUCAUCUCAUAAGAUAUGAAAUAUGUGAAACAGAAUGGAUGUACUUGCGUAUGUGCCUUUAUGUUGUGAAUAAAUAAAAUCUCUACCUACCAUCAUAGUCAUGUUAAUUGUUUUUGUUUAUUAUAAAUUAACAGUACAAAUGAAAAAUUUAAAUCAUUAAAGUUUAUGUAGAAUGAGAAAAUUUAAUUGAGUAGUUGUAAUGUUUAACAUUUAAAAAUAUUUUCUUUGUUUAAAACAAAUUACUAAUAAUAUAAAUUGAGUAGAUAAUAAUCAAGUUCGGUUAUUCGUUAAUUAGCAUUUGACAAUCGGUAACUAAUUGAAUUACAUCUUAUAUAUUUAGGCUGUUUUGAUUAGUCUACAUUUACAGUGAUUCUGCAGUUAUUCUUCUUUCUGUAUGUCAAACCCUUCCUGUAGUAUUUUGACUACUUUAAAGUUGAUUUUGUGUCCUGUUGCUAAUGGAUGAAUUUCUAUUGCUGAUCUAUUCUCAAGCUUAUCGAGGUCAACUGGACAUCGGAGAACAUGUUUCGAAUAUUGUCCGUGUUUUUUAAACUGUAUGCUCCGUUGCCUAUAUGUUUCUCCCUCAUAUGCUACAUCGCAUUCAUGAAAAUUGAUCUCAUGUACAAGAUCUUAUUGUUCUUACUUUGGUGACAUCUUUAACUUCGAUAAACACCGACCUUAUGGUAUCACUAGUCCGCAAACAAACUUUUAUUACGAGUAUGUCGGUAUAGAGAUUGUUGAAUUUCAUUGAAAUCAUGAACCGAUCUAAGUUAGACCACAACUGAAGACACGGAAGCAUAGAAUAAUUCAGUAGUGUGCAUCCACGAUCCCGCUCGUAGGAAUCGGACAAAGGAAGUCUGAUCUCGCGCGCGAACGGUUUACCUGUAGACAACUAAGCUGAUAAACAACGGUGUUAUUAUCUAACUUUAAUCAGUCCAGGAUACUGCGCGACCAUCUCCCAAUGUCUUCAGUGGGUAACUGCUUCACAUCUGACACGGUUUGGCUCCACCGGUCACGGCUUCUCUCUAUUAAUUCGGAGAUUUCCUCUCUAUAUUAGUCACUAGUGAGCACAUGAUGAUUUUCAAUAUUGGGUUGUGGAUAUUGUUAAAUUUCGUUGUAUUAAGGCUAUUGAGAUGUUUCGACGAGACUAUAAUUUAUUGACGAACCAAUCAGACAUAAGAUAACGAGUCUUGAGUUUUGGUGCAUAACUCACACAUGCAUAUGGUUAAAUAGCGUUUUGGCAUUAUAGUCGAUGUCAGUUCGUGAUGAAAACCCCAAAUUUCAUUCCUUAUCAUAAUUCUAAGAAGCGCAUGAUUAUUCCAAGUUUGGAUAUACUGUUGACAUUAUGUAUGCGGUUUGACAAGAAUGCUGAGGUAAUAUUAAGCUCUUUAGUAUCUUUUUGCAGUUUGAUAUUCUACAACCUAGUCAGGGAAGUGAUCAUAAAGUCUCAGUGUAGCCUAGUGAUAUCUUCAUUCUCACAUAAAGAAAGCUGCGUAGAUGUUGAGAUGUAAUAUUAGACGCAAUUUAUAGAUCUUCACAAGAGUUGGCUGGCUAACGAUUACGAUGAAUAAUCCCAAACACUGACUUAUUAUUUUAUAGGGAGGGACAAACUGAUCAUCCAAUUGCCAAUGAGCGAUCAUUCUAAUCUAUAUAUUCUCUAAAGCCGUAUGAUAUGAGAGUAUUUUGUGCAUUUGCAGUAUUGAAUAUAAGGAAGCCAGUAACGUUUGUAUUCCAAUACGGUACUGAGUUCUUGGUGCUAUGUUUUCUUCAAUAUAGGCGUUUUCAGGCGCCUCAUUUAUUCUUUUUUGCUGCGGUUUUAUCCGCUUGCUCUAACAAUCACUUUGCGAAUGUAGUAUGUUUCCCAAAUGCGAUGUUGAUACUCGAUUUUAGGUAGUACUAAGUACACUACUGUAUGAAAUUUCAGUAGUCUGACGUCGAAAAUUCACACAAAAUUCCCCCGAAACCUUCAAGUAGUGCCAUUAACUGGAUGUUCUUUCCUUUAUGCAUCGAGGAUUUGUUGUCUUCAGUGAAUACGUUUGCUCCUAAACUGGUUUUUAAAGUGAAAAUUAUUGUUAGUUUUUCGUGGUUUGUUUGUAACUCACCGCUUUGAGAACUUACGCACUGGAUUACUAGGUGGAGCAUAUUCUGUAUAAGCAACAGAGUAGCAUCAUUCAGAAUCUCAUACUAAGUGUGAUUUAUCUCCC